This is a messenger RNA of Saccostrea echinata, 2386 nucleotides long. RefSeq lists its product as uncharacterized. Lineage: Eukaryota; Metazoa; Mollusca; Bivalvia; Ostreida; Ostreidae. The record is from RefSeq and is a predicted model, not a curated record. The transcript is spliced from 3 exons. Bases 84 to 2372 code for a protein of 762 amino acids.
CAGGCUAUGUUAGAUACGGAUUUUUAAGCAGUUACCAAAUAUGUACCUAUAGAAAAAAGACAAAAUAUUGGAAAUAUGAAACCAUGAACCAAAAGGCGAGAGCGCUUUUGCGCAAAAUCACUUUUCUCUUCAUCCUUCUGGGAUUUAUUGACUAUGUGGUGGCUUAUGGACUUCCACACUGGGCCAAAUACACGUCAACAGACGCCACCCAAAUCCACAGAUAUGGCCUUUUUAUGACUUGUAUUGAGGACUUUCUUAAAUCUGAAUGCGACUCUUUCCAUCUUUCUAAUGUGGAUGGAUCCUGGAAGGAUUUUGUCCAGGCUAUGGCCAGUCUGGGCCUCUUCUUUUACUUUGUAUCCACGGGGACGGGGUUUUUACAAUUUUACUGGGAGUAUAGAACCAAAAGGAGACUACUGUACGCCUCCGCGGGGACGGGAAUUGUCGCAGGUCUUCUAAUCAUCAUCGCAGCAUACUCAUUCGCUUACAAUAACAGCGGAAAACAGAUCUCUCUUGAAUAUGGAUUUUUCAUGACGAUCAUAAGCAUAAUUCCAGUCGUUAUGGGCAGCCUCCUCAAUUGUUUCAACGCAGUUCUCGUUCGCACGAGCAAGAAAAGGAAACAUCUUGGCAGUGGCUUUGAUAUUCGUCAACAUAUGUUUGAUUUCAGUGUAAAACCACCUGUUGGCACGCAUCUGAAAGACCUCGUUGAGAUAAGCGAGGAUAAAUAUGAAGAGUACCUCCGGCCGACAACAAGACAAAGUAAAAAAUCCCACAAGAAACCGCCGCCAAAUUUCGAUUAUUUCAAUGAAAUGCUGGAUGAAUUAAUGGAUGAUGAAAGUAAGCAAACAGAAACAACAACAGACGGCGGGAGUUCCUUCAAAAAAGAAGAAGCAGACGACACAAAACAGAAUGAGGAAAUCAAUGAAUCAGAACAAUUAGAAGAAAUUCCACAGAGUUCAGCAGACGUGACUGAAGAUGUCGAGAAGGAGGAUGAGGAUAUAGAGAGCAUAGCACCACCUGUCAAAACUGGGGUGUCUUUCAAUGAUUACCCAGUAGUGUUUACGGAUAGGGUGCAAAAACCAAAGCCCGCCAAAAGCACACGUGAUGAAGAAAAGCUUCGACAGUCUGCUCAUGAAAUGAGAAUGGCGCAGAAAAACCACAGGAUAGCAAUUCUAAGAGUAAAUUGCAAAAGAUGUCCAUUCGAACACACCAUAACAAAGUUUGUUGAAGACCUUAAAACGGAAGACUAUCCAAAAGUCGUUAAGUACGUUGAAAGUGCAGAAGAUCUAUCAUUUCAUCAUCUUCGAAGUCGUUGUCUUCAGAAUAUGUUGGAACCGAUCAAAAAGCCCAGUCCAAGGAGAUUGAAUCACAAAGAGGAGUUGAUGUUAAAGGCUACUGCAUUACAAGGACUGCCCAAAAUAAGAAAACAUCGAUUCUCAAAAAUGAUCUCUCCCAAAGGAGUGGACGUUGAAAAGAAAAAGAAAAAGGUGACAAAUAAGAUUUCACAUAUCGAUAAUGGAAGACAGUCUGAAAGCAUGCAAAGUUCCAAAGUGGAUAAAGAAUUGAGGAGUAUAUCGCAGUGUGAGGAAGAUGAAAACAUGGACAAAAUUAUAGAUGAAAUAAAUAGAACAAUGGACAAUCAAAGUAAAAUGUCAUCAAUAUACAUAGAUACAUCUCUCAAAAUGGUCGAAAACGCUAAUAAACCAGCGGAUGUUACAUUUGAUGAAGAAGGAGAUAUUUCAUCAGAUUUACCCACUGAAAAUGAAAGAGCAGAAAAAGACGACGAUCAAAGUCGGAAAACCGAAAAUGAAAAUUUAAAGGAAACAAUUGACGAAAUUUUAAAUGAAGAUGAAGUAAAGGGGCAGAUAGACGAGGGGGCAAUUGCUGACAAUGAAGCAGACGCCAGUAGCGAGGAAGAGAUCAUCGAUGACCCCGGAGAUGGAUUGGGACUCUCCGACAACGAAGAAACUGACACGGAUAGAGAAGCACAAAUUGACGGAGUUUCCCGGAAGACCCACGUUACACAAGCUUCUGCAAAAACAUACUCUUCUGAAAAUGCGACGUCUGCGCUGUAUCAGCGACCUCUAGUGUCGUUUGACGAACCAAGAGUAAAGAAGAAAAAGAAAAAGCAGGUGAAGCGAGCUAAAACAUCGUUUCCCAAAAUUGAUAUGUCCCUUGCAGGUCGAAGUCAUAAAAGUGCCUCCCUCACCAAGCAAAGACGUGCAAAUAAGGAACAAAGGAUUGCUAUAGUUCAUGAUCGUUGCAAGAAAUGCUGCUAUGAACUCUCGAUUCCAAAAUAUGAAGAGGACCUCACGCAGGACGAAAAAAAUAAAGUGGAAUAUAUUAUAGACCGCUCUAAAAGUGCCAAAAGUUAAACUGUAUUCCUCUU